CUCUCUCUCUCUCUCUCUCUCUCUAUCUCAAGCCUUUUCGAGAGUUUGUGGCGAGCCAGGCAGUCAACAUAAUGUGUCAACAAGCAUCUUCUUCUCCUCUGUUCUGCAAACGUGAGAAGGACAGCAACUCAUCUUACCGUCCCUCGAUGGAGAACCCAGACAUUGAGUCUGAUGUGAACACCCCAUUAGUCGUCAAAGCCUCGCCAACUGGACGACCAUCUAACAGUACCCAUCUCCCACUCUCUCAGGCCGUCAAGGAGGCCAAGUCUAUCUCCCGCAUAGCCCUCCCCAUGAUCCUCACCGGACUCCUCCUCUACUCGCGCUCCAUGAUCUCGAUGCUCUUCCUCAGCCGCCUCGGCGACCUCGCCCUCGCCGGCGGGGCCCUUGCCGUUGGCUUCGCGAACAUCACCGGCUACUCCGUCCUCUCCGGCCUCGCAAUGGGCAUGGAGCCCAUCUGUGGCCAGGCCUUUGGUGCUAAGAGGCUUUCCGUCUUAGGCAUCACCCUUCAAAGGACCGUCCUCUUGCUCCUCCUGACCUCAAUCCCAAUUUCUCUCCUCUGGCUCAACAUGAAAUCCAUCCUGCUCAUGUGCGGCCAGGACGAGUCCAUCUCGGCCCAAGCUCAGUCCUAUCUUCUCUACUCAGUCCCUGACCUUUUGGCUCAAUCUCUGCUUCACCCACUGAGGAUCUACCUCAGAAGCCAAUCCAUCACCCUCCCCCUCACCUUCUGUGCCUCUCUCUCCAUGCUCCUCCACAUACCCAUCAACUACUUCCUCGUCUUGCACCUUGGCCUCGGCAUCAAGGGCGUCGCGCUCAGCGCCGUCUGGACCAACUUCAACCUCGUGGUGUCUCUGGUGAUUUACAUCAUCUGGUCUGGCGACCACAAGGACACCUGGGGUGGCUUCUCAUUAGAGUGCUUCAGAGAAUGGAGGACCCUCCUCGGUCUCGCCGUCCCAAGUUGUGUCUCGGUGUGCCUCGAGUGGUGGUGGUACGAGAUCAUGAUCCUGCUUUGCGGCCUAUUGCUUAACCCUAGGGCGACCGUUGCAUCAAUGGGGUUACUGAUACAGACAACAGCAUUCAUCUAUAUAUUCCCAUCGUCACUCAGCUUCAGCGUGUCAACAAGGGUCGGGAAUGAGCUCGGUGCAAACCGCCCUAAAAUGGCACGGCUUGCAGCCGCCGUCGGGCUCGGGCUCAGCUUCAUCCUAGGUUUCUCGGCACUGCUCUUCGCCGUGACGGUGAGGAACCAUUGGGCCGGGAUGUUCACAGUGGAUCGGGACAUUGUGGCAUUGACAUCAGCGGUGCUGCCAAUCAUUGGGCUGUGCGAGCUUGGGAAUUGCCCACAGACGACUGGCUGCGGCGUGCUGCGAGGGAGCGCGAGGCCCAAGAUCGGCGCUAACAUAAACUUGGGGUGUUUCUACCUGGUCGGGAUGCCGGUAGCAGUUGGGCUUGCAUUCUAUUGCCGGGUCGACUUCGCAGGUUUGUGGCUGGGGCUUUUGGCGGCACAAGCAUCGUGCUUGGUGAGUAUGUUGGUGGUGCUAGGGCGUACGGACUGGGAACACCAGGCCCUGAGAGCUCAGGAGCUCACCAAGGCCAAGGCUUGUGUUGCUGUGGAUGACGGGGGUGAUGAAGUUGAGGAAGAAGGGAAUAAGAAGAAGAGGAUGCAGCACAAUAAUGGUGAACUCAAGGAAGAUGAUGAUAGUUCACCCGUUUGAUGGAAAAUUCUUCUUUUGAAGUUCUCACCGCUUCUUCAUUCUCGUUUUUCCUCAUCUUUCCGGGGGGUUUUUCUGGGUCAAUCUCGUAUUCUUGAAUGUGCAGUUUUGAGAGAGAGAAAGAGAGAAAAGGAGGAGAGGGAAAGCCUCUUUAUCUUGAAUAAUGCUAACAUGUCACAUAUUAAUUUGAAAAAUUUACAUGUCGGAUGAUUUCAUCCGAGGUUUGAAUGCGACCUACGCAUUUAAGUGAUCGAAUACUAUACGUGUUAUCUUACACGAUAUAUUAAUUUUGUACGAGAAUCUUCAUAUUUUUCUUU
Syzygium oleosum is the source of this 2023-nucleotide messenger RNA. RefSeq names its product protein DETOXIFICATION 49. NCBI's taxonomy places the organism in Eukaryota, Viridiplantae, Streptophyta, Magnoliopsida, Myrtales, Myrtaceae. Gene Ontology annotation, molecular function: antiporter activity; xenobiotic transmembrane transporter activity. Gene Ontology annotation, biological process: xenobiotic detoxification by transmembrane export across the plasma membrane. The transcript has a single exon. The record is from RefSeq and is a predicted model, not a curated record. The coding region runs from base 72 to 1709 and encodes 545 amino acids. Gene Ontology annotation, cellular component: membrane.